Messenger RNA from Micromonas commoda, 796 nucleotides. RefSeq lists its product with no specific name. The transcript has a single exon. The annotation marks the transcript as partial. NCBI's taxonomy places the organism in Eukaryota, Viridiplantae, Chlorophyta, Mamiellophyceae, Mamiellales, Mamiellaceae. The record is from RefSeq and is a predicted model, not a curated record.
AUGCUGAAGGUGGGCGAUGGCAACACCGGCGCUGGCGGCGACAUGUCGCUGACGGCUGGCAAAACCACCGCGGCAUCGGCGGUUGGUGGUGCUAUGUCACUGACUGCAGGCGCUGGCGCAGGCGCUGGCGGCGCAGUGACGAUCACGACAGGUGUUGGCACCGCAACCGACAGCGGCGCGAUGACGCUGUCGACCGCUGCAGGUGGCACAUCUGGCAACAGCGGUGACGUGUCCAUGAAGACCGGCGCUGGCGGCACCACCGGCAACAGCGGCAAAAUGGAGCUCGCCACGGGCGACUCCCAGACCGCUGGUGCGAGCGGCGACAUCUCGAUCAGCACUGGCAGCGCCGUUGGCGGCAACGGCGGCGACAUCACGCUGAGGGUUGGCGAUGGUGACACCGGUCCUGGCGGCGACAUGUCGCUGACGGCUGGUAAAACCACCGCGGCAUCGGCGGUUGGUGGUGCUAUGUCACUGACUGCAGGCGCUGGCGCAGGCGCUGGCGGCGCAGUGACGAUCACGACAGGUGUUGGCACCGCAACCGACAGCGGCGCGAUGACGCUGUCGACCGCUGCAGGUGGCACAUCUGGCAACAGCGGUGACGUGUCCAUGAAGACCGGCGCUGGCGGCACCACCGGCAACAGCGGCAAAAUGGAGCUCGCCACGGGCGACUCCCAGACCGCUGGUGCGAGCGGCGACAUCUCGAUCAGCACUGGCGGCGCCGUUGGCGGCAACGGCGGCGACAUCACGCUGAAGGUGGGCGACGGUGACACCGGCCCUGGCGGCGACAUGUCGCUGA